Messenger RNA from Lucilia cuprina (Australian sheep blowfly), 1317 nucleotides. RefSeq lists its product as uncharacterized. The record is from RefSeq and is a predicted model, not a curated record. Lineage: Eukaryota; Metazoa; Arthropoda; Insecta; Diptera; Calliphoridae. The coding region runs from base 217 to 639 and encodes 140 amino acids. The transcript has 2 exons.
CAAGUUCAACAUAAAAGAAAUAGAAGUAGACCAAGAAACACACAAUAAACGGGAGGAAGCAAAAGGCAAAAACAACAUACAACAAUAAUAUAUAUAUUUAAGAGAACUAAAAAAAGAAAUCAAGUGCAUUGUUAAGAUUAAUUAUAAUUAAAACUGAGAUUUUUCUUUUCGUUGACAUUUGGAACGAAUUUAAAUUGUAAUAAAAAAAUACAAAAAAUGUGGAAAAAAUUAAUGAUAACAUUAUUAAUAGUUACCUUGAGCAUAAGCUAUUGCCAGGCGGGUAGUGUGCGAGGCCGUUCAAGUGGUUACAGCUCAAAACGUACAUACUAUGGCUCCCAACAGCAACCCGUACAACCCACUCAAGCACCCGCCAUUACACCCAAAGAAUAUUUAGACAAAAAAUCAGGCUUUUCCACCUUUGGCAUUAUAGCCAUUAUAUUUGUAGUGAUUGUUAGCUGUUUAGCCUUUUACUAUGGCAUCAUGUGCUAUCCAUUCCUGUGUCGAGAUGAAAAGAAAUAUCGUUUUAUGGAUGUUUCUUCCACCAUAACAGCAGCCACCUCACGCUCCAUACAAUCAAUGGAAAAUUAUCCGGCUGAUGAAAAACAUGGUCAGAUAAAUGAUGUACAUAAUUUUAAAUAAGUUUCCGAAUGAAUGAGGGUAACUGAGGGAGGCAGUUUAAGUAAGCUUACUAUCAAAUAAGCAACAGAGUAAGACAUUUAUUAAACCUUCAAUAAUUUCUAUUAUAUUUUACUUAUAUUUAUGUGUAGUUAGUUUUAAGCAGAGAUUCCUUAUACUUUUCUUAAAAUUCUCAAAAUGUAAAAACAAUAACAGCUAAUAGUUUUAGCUCUAGCACAUACAGACAACCAUAACUGUGGCCAUAAUUUUGUUUGUAAAAUUUAUCAAUGAUUUCCCCAUUUUAAAAACUUUUUUACACAAAGAUCAGAUCAAACAAGUAAAAUAGAUUUCCUUGCUAGUUUAGCAAACUCCAUAUACACUGCCCUUAUUUGUAUUUUUCCUGUUAAAUUUGUACUACAAGUAAUUUUCUCUUUAAUCAUCUUAUUUUGCGUUGCAUACCUCUAUUACUAUAAAAGACCUUAGCCAACGAAAACCCUCACAAACAUCACAAUCAGUUUCAAUCUCUAACUAUAAUGUUCACUGCUUAAUUUUCCCUUAAGCCAUCACUUUGAUUUCUUUAGCUUGUUUGCCUGUCUGUCUGUUCGAAUACGUCUUUUAUAUAUGUAAACGUGGUUUAAAUCAGUGUGUCUUUCUGUUCUUCUUUUUUGGUUUCUGCUUAUAACCAAUCAUUUCUUGUUUGUA